AUGGAGCAACCGGAGCCCGCGCCUACAUGCGGUGAGCUCCAAGGGCGUGAAGAACGCCCGUCAGGGAGCGCCACAGCUCCCGGACCACAAGCGUGCUUGCGCCGAUCGCCGCGGCUCCAGAUCCUUCGCGCAAGUGCCGCCUCAAGCCCCGGACAGCCUCGUCAAGCUGUCCCGCAGCAGCAGCCCCACCCUCCGCGGGCGCAGCCAACACGGGCGCCAGCAGCGACGCGAGCUGGUCCGCCGCGUCCAAGCACGUGUCACGCUGGCGUUCGCGGAAAGUCUCUGGAGGAGUCACGGGGAGGGACGAGUGAGCGAGAACUUGAAUCAGCAGCAACGCGUGGAGGCUCUCCGCGAGUCGGUGAAGCUGGCCAAGCGUCGCCUCUGGAACACGCGUCUGCGGAGGCUGCAGUGCCUCCGUCAGGAAAAGAAGUGGCUCUUCCGCAGCACCAUGGUGGGAAUACUACGCCGACGAGCCACCACCCGCAGCAACAAACUCCACUCCCGCAACAGGCGGAACCGGCGGCAGAUGGAGACGAGAGCCAGAGGGAGGGGCCGAGGCAGCAGGAGCAUGAACCGAUGGGGCAAAGUCAGGAGGGGGAAGUGCAGCGGCUGGCGGAGGGACCACGGGAGGCUCAGCCAGACGAGGAGCCACGCGCGCUGGCGCGGCCCGCAGCGAACUGCUCUGGCUCUGCGCCGCCCGCUCUUCGCGCACGGCCCGCGACACUUCCCGCUGAAGAUCCGCCAUUGUCACAGGCCGGCGGUAACCCCCGCCACCGCCACGCCCGCGGGGACCCCUCCAGCCCGCAUUACCACCGGGGUGAGCAGGCCAUUGGGCCGGCGGCUGGUAGCGCCGGGGAGAGUUGCGCCGGCGCCGCGACGACUCGCGCUCCUGUUGGGGCGCGGGAGAGUGGGGGCGGGAUAGGCGGCGGUCCGGCGACGGGGGACGAGACGGCUGCGCUACCGGGGCCGUCGGGAGCGCAGCAGGUGCAGUCGGGUCCACGGCCGGAGCCUCAACCAUCGGGGUCGGGCCGCCAGUGGUGGCGGACCCCGCCUGCGGGGACGAAGCAGACAACGGCGCAGGCACGUCGGGGACAGAAGCGGCCGGCGCAACGGGCGCGCCAGGGGCAGGAGCAGGGGGGUCAGCAACUCCCCCAGGAGGAGCAGACGCCGUCGGCACAACCACAGGAGCGAGGGGAACAAGAGCUGCAGCCGGAGCAGCCGGAUCAACAACAGGGGCAGCCGGGCCCGCCCCGCCCCCGCCAUGGGGAUCCGCGGGUGCGAGGGGAAGAGUCCUUUCAGCGUCUGUUGUCACGGGCUUCAGAGCCGGCGGUAGAGGGGGCUUCGUCGCCAUGGUCACCUUUUCGGGCCCCGACGGAGGCUUGGCGACGACAGCCGACCAGGCGGCAACAAGCUCUGGCGACGGCUCAUGAGCUCCGGCAAUCACCAUCGGGAGAGCAGGGAGGUCGUGAAGGCCGGAGGCUGGUAACUAGCGGGACAGGCGGGGGUCCGGAGAACGGGUACCAAGCAGCGGCGAGAAUGGCUUUAACAGUGUUGGCAGCAACUAAUGAAGACGAGGAGUUGAGGGACCCUUCUUAUAGGGAAGAACCCCUCCCACCAAGCGAAGAUGAGGAAUCGGAGGGAGAAGGCAGGGUGAGAGAGGCAGAAGGGAGAAGUGCAGGCGGGGUGGGCCGCUCGUCCACGCAAAUACCACAGGCGGAUCAGCAACCGUCAGAUGCAGAUCGAACGGGUGACAAUCCAACCACUGACACCCCAGCAAGGACGAGCCGCGGUAGACGAAAUCGAACCGCCGCUGCCAAUACCGUGACGCGCCAAACUAUUCUGCUCCCCCGCUACUUUUCGCCUGACGAGCUGGCGAGGCGUGAGGACUUAUUCGCGGCCAUCGCUGGCUGGGACAUUGGAGCUCUCUGCGACAGUCACUGGCGGGGGGUCAAAGCCAAGCUCCGGGCCUUCCAGCGUGGCGAAUGGGAGCGGCUGUACCUGGACACGGUGGACGCGGUCAACACACCCCCACCGCUACGACACCAGCCUGACACGACCGGAGUCAUCAGCCGAGCUGAGGGGCUCGCGAAACGGGGCAGUCUACGCCGAGCCGUGCUGGCUCUGGAGUCAACGCCAGUCUGCACCCCCAGCCCGGAAAUUUUGGAGGAGCUCCGUCAGAAACACCCACCUGCUGCGCACGAGGCGGUGAUCUGGCCCGUGCCACCCGAGACGAAGCUGUCCAUCACCCACGCCGAAUUCGCCAAGAUCCUGGGAAGAUGCGAGAAUGGGGUGGGGGCCGGUCCCCGCACGCGCAGCCGCCCGCUACGCCGCCCGCACGGCCGCUCGCUAGGCUGCACGCACGACCGCACGCGCAGCCGCACGCGCAGCCUGCUGCCCCCGCGCAGCACCACACCCGCGCGCAGGCAAGCCGCCGCGCCGCCCUGCCCGAGCCGAGCCGCGCCGCGCCGCCCUUCCCGAGCCGCGCCGCGCCGCCCUGCCCGAACCGAGCCGUGCCGCCCUGCCCGAGCCGCGCUGUGCUAUUUCACUGCUGCUGCUACUACUGCUGUUGCUGCUGCUACUACUGCUGCUGUUCCUACUGCUCCUACUGAACCUAUGGCUAGUCCUUCAGUUCUAGCUUUCGAUACUGAGGGCCGCCCGCUGCGUUUUGAAACCUGGCUCGAGGACCUCCAUCUGUUCCUCCAGCUCACUGCUAAGGAGGAUAUUUCGCUAUAUGAUCAUGCGUUGGGACUCGCUCCUGCUCCUGCUGCGACUGCGGACAGUACAGCCCGCUCACAGUGGCAGACUCGUGACGCCCACUCUCGCUUCGCCAUUCGCAACUCCCUGCCGGUAGAUGAACGCGAGCACUUUGGCCAGCACAAGACUGCCCAGGCACUGUACACUGCUGUAGUUGCGCGCUACUCCUCGCCUGCCUCUGCUGCGCUAGGCCGCCUCUCACUGCCCUAUAUGUUCCCAGACCUGUCCGCCUUCUCCACAGUCGCUGACCUCAUUACUCACCUCCACACCAGUGAGACCCGCUUCCGUGCUGCCAUGCCCGCUGAGGACCACUUCCUUGCUCUCUGCCCCACCGAGCUCACCAUUGACCUGCUUGAGAAGCACCUGCUGGCAGCUGAGACUAGCAUAGUCGCUGUCGGUGCGUCUCGCGGCGACCCCCGCACCCCUUUCUUUGAGGGGUGUUCCCCCUCCCCUCUUCUCCCCUCUGUCGCCUCUGCUGCUGCUGUCGACCUUCUUGGUGCUGAGAAGGUCGGGACUGCGUCCACUGCGAGUGGGGCGCGCCGCAGCGGCAAGGGCAAAGGGGGCAAGGGGGGCGGCGGUGACGACGGGGGAGGCGGUGGUGGGGGCGGUGGCGGCGGUGGGGGUGGUGGCGGGGCUGGAGGGGCCAGUGGCAGCGGCGGGGGUGGUGGCGGCAGCGGCGGGGGUGGUGGCGGCAGCGGCGGGGGUGGUGGAGGCAGCGGUGGAGGAGGUGGCCGGGGUGGGGGCGGUGGUGGUGGCGGCAGUGGACGCGGUGCCGGUGGUGGUCGAGGUGGCGGCGGCGGCGGUGGAGGUCGUGGAGGUGACCGCACUGGUCAGACGUGUGGGAGGGCGCACACGCAGCAGCGCUGCUUCUCCCGCCUCGACGACGCCUGGCGCACUCAGUUUCCUACUGCCACUGAGCUGCCCCGCUGGUUUGAUCUGAUCAAGAAAAACAUUGAUGUCUAUGCUCUUGACUUUGAUGCUAUUCUUGGUGCCAUGUAUGUGUUGUCUGGUAGUGGAGAGGGUGACUGUUACCUGCGUUACCCGCCCGACCCGGGCAUUAGGACCAGUGAGGCUGCCGCACUAGGUGCUCGUGUGUCUGUUGCCCCAGGUGCUGGUGAGGCUGCCGCUCUAGGUGCUAGUGUGUCUGUUGCCCCAGGUGCUGGUGAGGCUGCUGCUCAAGGUGCUCGUGAGUCUGCGCCCUCUGGUACUGCGUCUACUGAGGCACUGCACACCUUCACACUGGACUCAGGUGCUUCCCGCUGUUUCUUUCGUGACCGCACUGCCCUUGAGCAGCUUGCUCGGCCGGUUGCAGUCUCCCUCGCUGACCCCUCUGGGGGUCCGGUCAUUGCGACCUCCUCCACUGUCCUCCCUUGUCCUGCGGUCCCGUCAGGCACACUGUCCGGUCUCUACCUCCCCUCGUUCUCUACGAACUUGGUGGCGGGUCGUGCGCUCCAGGACGGGGGUGUCCACCAGUUCAACCCUGCCUACGAGCGCGUGACACACUGCACGUGUGCUAGGACGGGUCGCCACCUGGCUACCUUCAGUCGGCAGCCGGGGUUGGACCUGUACACACUGACCACUGAGUCCCCUCAGGUAGCUGCGUCUGCGUCUGCGUCAGGUCAGCUGUCGGCCCCCUGCUCGUGUCGCUCCCUGUCGCACCAGACCGUCCUCUGGCACCACCGCCUUGGUCACCCGUCAGUGCAGCGCCUUCGUGGCAUGCACUCCCGGUACCUUGUCUCUGGUCUUCCCAGGGUUCUCCCUCCCCUCCCACCCUCGCCUGCUCCUCCCCGUCUUCCCUGUGUCGAGGGGCAGCAGCGCGCCGCUCCUCACUCCUCGUUUCCCCCGACGACUGCUCCCCUGCAGACCCUCCACAUGGACGUGUGGGGCCCAGCCCGCGUCCGUGGACAGGGUCACGAGAGGUACUUCUUGAUAGUUGUUGACGACUACUCGCGCUACACUACGGUCUUCCCCUUGCACACCAAGGGUGAAGUCCCUGAUGUUUUGAUCCCUUGGAUCCGCGCUGCCCGUCUCCAGCUCAGCGAGAGGUUCCACUCGGACUUUCCUGUUCUGCGACUGCACUCUGACAGAGGUGGGGAGUUUUCCUCCGACCUCUUGAGGGACUUUUGUCGUGGGGAGGGCAUUGAGCAGUCGUUCACGCUUCCGGCCUCUCCACAGCAGAAUGGGGUUGCUGAGCGCCGCAUUGGCUUGGUCAUGGAGGUCGCUCGUACCUCCUUGAUCCAUGCGGCUGCCCCCCACUUUCUGUGGCCGUUUGCGGUCCGAUACGCUGCGCAUCAGCUCAACCUCUGGCCCCGUGUCUCCGUUCCGGAGACUUCGCCGACACUGCGUUGGACGGGAGAGGUUGGCGAUGCGUCGGUGUUUCGGGUCUGGGGAUCUCGUGCUUUUGUCCGCGAUACGUCCGCGGACAAGUUCUCCUCCCGCGCUGUUCUUUGUGUCUUCCUUGGCUUUGUCCCGGACGCGUCUGGUUGGCAGUUUUACCACGCCACCUCGCGCCGUGUCCUGCCCUCUCAGGACGUCACUUUUGACGAGUCGGUCCCCUUCUACCGCCUCUUCCCUUACCGCACUGCCCCGCUCCCCCCCCCGCCUCUCUUCCUCGCACCAGGUGCUGCUGUGGUAGACCCCCUCCCCCCUCAGGGUGCCGCUCCCUCAGCUGGAGCCGCUGCUGGUGCUGCGGACCCUGGAGCUGGUGCUGCUGGUGCAGGAGCUGCUGGUGGUGCUGCUGGAGGUGCUGCUGGUGCUGGAGCUGCUGGAGGUGCUGCUGGUGCUGCUGGAGGUGCUGCUGGUGCUGGAGCUGCUGGAGGUACUGCUGGUGCUGGAGCUGCUGGAGCCGCUGGUUCUGGAGGUGCUCGUACUGGAGGUACUGGUGCUGCUGGGACUGGAGCCGCUGCGGGGGUUGGAGCUGGAGUUACUGGAGCUGCUGGAGCUGCUGGUGGUGCUGCGGGAGUUGCGCAGCUACCACACGGAGUUCCGCAUUCAAAGGAGGGCGUGCGGCUUCUGGGAAGCUACCUGGGAUCCGAUACGGGAGCGGCCAAAUUCCUAUCAGGGCAGCUAGAAGAGAUGGCGAAGCCAUUACACCUCCUUGAACGAGCUGACCCUCAGGUAGCUUCUCUGCUACUUACCCGCUGCAUCUCCAGGCGUGUGGCUUAUCUCACUAGAACGACACCCCUCCACCUACUCCCUCGCGAUACUUGGAGCCGGUGGGGACGGGACCUGCUCAUUGCUCUGCUAGUGUCAUGCGAUAUCCGCGUCCCCACGUGUGGAUCCGAGCAGGCUCGUGUAUGGGCGCAGGCGUCACUGCCACCAUCACUGGGCGGCAUAGGCCUCACGGCAUAG
Closterium sp. Naga37s-1 is the source of this 6105-nucleotide messenger RNA. NCBI's taxonomy places the organism in Eukaryota, Viridiplantae, Streptophyta, Zygnematophyceae, Desmidiales, Closteriaceae. The record is from the annotation of a GenBank genome assembly.